Messenger RNA from Notothenia coriiceps (black rockcod), 3558 nucleotides. Its product is annotated as pecanex-like protein 3. Bases 1 to 3558 code for a protein of 1185 amino acids. The record is from RefSeq and is a predicted model, not a curated record. Lineage: Eukaryota; Metazoa; Chordata; Actinopteri; Perciformes; Nototheniidae. The transcript has 16 exons.
AUGAGUGAAGGGACGGAGUCGAGGCAUUCGUCGGACGGCACCAAGACGGGACCGAGUGGGACCGCGAGGCGGAGGUCUCUCAUGGUGUUUCGCUCCACGACAAAGAGGAUCGGUUCGCCGUCCAAGGAACUUGUGUUUGUGCUCGCAUUUGCACAGUUGUGGCACCACAUCACGACUGCCUCUGUCGCUCUUCCUCCUAGCUUGGUGGUGGCAGGCGUGUACUCUGCUGUACUUGCAGUCUUUUUCACGGCCAUUAAGGUGGUGAACUUCAGGCUUCAUACUAUGUUCGACCUUGGAGAGAUUGUAGAGAAGAAGCAUGCCUCACUCACAGCAGAAGCGCCAAAGACAGAAGAAGGAGAUGAAGGUUCAGGUGCCCAUGAUGGGAAUCACCGCAGGGAUAGUCAUGUUGGUGUGGAGAUGACUGUGUUUCGGAAGGUCAACUCGACACCCCCUGUCCGCUGUAGCUCCCAGCACUCUCUGUAUGGACUGAACCAGGUGUCGGAGUUUUUACCCCAGCUGGAGGAUACAGGGGGCACUAAGGAUAUCAAAGAGUUGAUGCGGGAGCAAGGAAGCAAUAAUAUGAUUGUUACGUCAGCUCACCGGGAGAUCUUACGCCAGAGGUCUCAGGACACCAUUAGGACCCCCAGUGUGGUUCAGUCCUGCAUUGCUGCUGCUCUUGGAGGAGAUUUCCCCGGACUCAUGGGAGUGUCCGGUGGCUUUGAACCUGGAGUCUGCCUGUCUAUCCCCCCUUCACCCUCCAGUCAAGAAGAUGGAGGCGAGAGAGAACAGUUGCAGGAACUGAAGGAGUUACCAGAACAACUGUCUUUACAGAGUCCUGAGGACAAUGGGUUGGGGGCUUAUUCUCCCCUCGGGCCCUCUGCUGAAUCUGAGAGCCUGGGGCAUACUCCCCUCAGCCCCCUCAUAAAGAGCAGCUUAAGUGAGGAGCUGAGUGAAAAUCUCCUGGGUUUGGGCCUUGACCCCGUGGCGUUUGCACCCGGCACCGAGCACCCGGGCAGCCGCAGUGGAGUGGCUCUGGCUGCCGGGUCCACAGACAGCUGUUUCAGUGCGGGCGGAGCCACCACAGAUCGAGAGACGCUAAGCACGGUUAGCAGUUACCGCAGUGAAAAGACUGAUUCCACUCAGCUGGAAAGUCCUUCAUUCAGCCGGCCUGCAAACGGACAUGCCUCAGCACCAGCAACAGGCUCCAAAUUCCCCAAACCCUCAGACGAUCCAGGAGGACAGGGUGGCAGUGAUACUGAUAACCUGUCUGAUAGUGUGCUGCUGCGCUCGCCUUCCAAAGAAUUCUCCCACAGCCAGGGGCUAGACAGGACGCUUGUUGAAGGAGAGGAUUUGUCCCCAGUACCCUGUGAUAUUGCUCACCACCGGCCUCUCCAGAACUCUUCCCCUUCGAGUAGUGGCCACUCAGAGGUUUGUGAUUUAGACAGAAAUGUCACUGUUCCUCCUCUUCCCCCUCCUCGGCAGGCCAAUUCAGUGCCCUCAGGGCUGGCCCUGGGUCUAGUUUGUUCUGAGCCUGCUCUGCCCAUAUCCUCGACCCCCUUUUUACUGUCGGACCAGUCUGCUCUGCAAGCCCAGCAGGUUGUGCGCCCCAAAGACUUGAAGCUGCUGCGGGCCAGCGGCAGUAGUGUGGGGCACAGGCCUGGCCGAAGGAAAGCUCCACGCAGGCGAGCCGGAGCAGGAAGUAGUAGUUUCGACUGCGGCUCUUACAGGCGUCACCACAAUCAUAGUCAACACAGAGAUUACAUCCCAGUGCGCAGCCGACUGGGGGCCAAGGCUUACAGUGAAAGUUUGUUUGAGGAUUCCAGCGACGAGGACGACGGCAGCGACAUGAGCGCUGGUUCCAGUCUGGGCUCUCAGCGCCGGUACAGCUCUGAUGAUGACGAUGACGACGACGAUGAUGAUGACGACUCAAGUUCCUCUACCUCCUGCUACUCCCCGGACCUCGCUAACACUGGCGUUACAUCCCCUGCUGCUACUCAACUGCCCACUCCAAGGGACGGGGAUUUACCUGAAACUGCUGGCCCCUCACAUUCUCGUGCUGCUCAGCGCUCUUCUAGCACUGCUAGUGCUAAGACUCAUGCCAGGGUGCUCAGUAUGGAUGGGGCAGGUGGAGGCCAGAACAACACAGUGGCUUUGCCUUCUACUCUGCUUACAAUGCCCUCCACCCCUGCACCUCGCACUCUCACCAUCUCUAAGUCUGAUCUGGAAGCCCACGCCAUCCAUACUGACGGCUUUCCUGGAACUCAUCAUCAUCACCAUCACCACCAUCAUCAUCGACUAGAUUCUCUCGGAGGCUCUUGGACGGGUAACCAGAUGGGCUGGAGGGCCGAAGAGCUGGUAGAAGAGGGAGCUGUGGGAGGAGCCAUGGGUCCGGAGGAUGGGGGUAAACACGAAUCAGUCAGCAGUGUGAAGAGGACCCAGGCCAUCCGCAGGAGACACAAUGCUGGGAGCAACCCUACACCGCCCCCCUCCACCAUGGGAUCCCCUCCCAGCCUUCAGGACCUCCAGCGGGCUCGGACCUCCUCUCAUUCGCGGACCCGCACUCUUCCCUCAGCCUUACAGUUCGCCUCCUCACUCCUACUGCCCCGCAGCGGCAUCCAUGAGGCCUCCACCUUCGACGACACAACAGAGGGGGCCGUGCACUAUUUCUACGACGAAGGUGGAGUGAAGAGGUCCUACACAUUUGGACCAGCUGGUGGUGGUUAUGAGGACCCAGUCCAGGAGAGGGAGAGGGAGAGAGAGAGGGAGAGACAGUCCCAGUCGUCAAGCUUCACCUCCACUGAGGUCCAGGAAGGGGCUCCAGCCCUGUCCAUGCUCCAGCCCAGACCUGUGGUGUUACAGGGCAUGCAGGUGCGCAGGGUGCCUCUGGAAAUGCCUGAGUUUGAUCUGGAUCAUGAGUCCCUACAAGAGUCCCAGGAAAACACUCUAAUGAUUGAGGAGAAAGCCAAACCCAAACAAUACUAUCGCUUCUGGGUGCUGCCCAGAAAGUGGCUGAGGGUUCGAUACGACCGAUUAGCUCUCCUGGCGUUGUUGGACAGGAACCGGCGUGUGGCGGAGAACGUGUUUGCUGUGGUGCUGGCCAGUCUGGUGGCCUUCUUAGGGUUCCUACUGUUGUUCCAGGGCUUUUUCAGGGACAUCUGGGUCUUCCAGUUCUGCCUAGUCAUUGCCAGCUGCCAGUACUCUUUACUGAAGAGCGUACAACCAGAUGCAGCUUCUCCCAUGCAUGGCCAUAACUGGAUCAUCGUGUACAGUCGGCCGGUCUACUUCUGCCUGUGCUGUGUGCUGAUCUGGAUCUUUGACCAAUCAGGGCGCUUUGGCAACCUGCAACCCUUCUCUCUCUACGGAGUCACCUUCUUCUCUGCACACUUCCUGCUCUGCAUCAGGGACAUGCUCAUUGUGUUUGCCUUGUGUUUCCCGGUCAUUUUCCUGUUUGGGUUGCUGCCUCAGGUCAACACGUUUGUGAUGUGUCUGCUGGAGCAGAUUGACAUGCACAUUUUUGGUGGAACUGGUAAGAACAUGAAUAGACAGACAGGAAGAUGA